UUACGAAGCCCAAAUCUAUGAUAUAAAACGCUGCAAGAAAUAAAAUAGGGCUCGCUCUCUCGAUUGCUUCUGAAUUCUGUGUUCAACGUUGAAGUGUGAUUAGAAGCAUCAAUUCAGGCGCCAAUCUUCGACUCUGGAUUGAAAAGCCUUUUCGAAUUAGUUAGUUGCGUUAGUGUCACUUAAUACUGAAUCUGGCAACAUCUAGAGUAGAGUAUGGCGAGUAGAAGUAGUGCCAAAACUCCAAAGAAGGAUGGGAACAAGAACAACUCAAAUUCGAGCAUUGCUUCUCAAGAGAAUAAUUGCUAUGAAGGAGAACGUCUCACCAGUCUGCUCCAAUCAAUCCAUAGGGAGAUCCAGUCUACAAGACUUUUAGAUGGAAGUUCCUUGCCAGAGAAGAUAUGGUUUAAGCAACAAUUUUCUAUUGGGGUCAAUGAUGUAACUCGUGUCCUUGAACGCAUGAACCCGUGCACUGAAUUGGAAAGGUCUGCCGAACUCUUCCCUUUAAGAAGAAAUCAUAAAGCAUCUUCGGUUAAGCUUCAGGCUGUGCUUGUUGCUUCUGACUGUAACCCACGAUGGUUGACGAAGCAUCUCCCUAGUUUGGCUUCAUCAAGGAGUGUGCCCCUGAUCUUUGUUAGAGAUAAUAAACAAGGUUCUUUGCGAUUAGGUGAACUUGUUCAAUUAAAAACGGCAAUUGCUAUUGGAAUUAAGGUUAAAGGAAGCACCAUAAAUAAAAUUGUUCAGGAAAUUAUUCAAGGCGAAAGAUUUGAACUUUCACCAGGGCAAUAAUAUUCAGCAGCAAUAUUUGAUGUGCAGUGAUUUUCAGGACCCUGACAAAAAAGUGUAAAGCUGUCAAAGAUGUAAUUUAAUUGCUAUAUUUUGGGUUAUGACCUAUUAUUGGCCUCGCCUUCUAAUGUAGUUCUAUUUUUUUCCCUUGAGUGGGAGGUUAAAAAUGCUAUUUAAUUGUAAAUGUUUUUCGUUUGAGCAUCAUAAUAAA
Molecule: messenger RNA, 994 nt
Organism: Cajanus cajan (pigeon pea)
Lineage: Eukaryota; Viridiplantae; Streptophyta; Magnoliopsida; Fabales; Fabaceae
Product: Ribosomal protein L7Ae/L30e/S12e/Gadd45 family protein
Source: RefSeq, a predicted model, not a curated record